AUGCCGUCACAACAAGAAUCAAACAAUGCUUUGGCGCUCACCGACGUGUUUGUGCGCGAUUCGGUCAGCCGGAUUAUCCGCUGGGAAGGAGAUGGCCGGGAACUCGUUGACGAGGCUCACGACAUUGCGAGGCGUGUGUCUCAAGGUCUCCAACAGCAUGGCCGGACAUGCUCGGUCAUCUCGCCGUUUGUCCUUUCUGCGGCCGCCGAGGUCCGGGCGACAAUGAAUCAAGGUCUUGUCCCUCAAUGGCACCGUGUGCGGGCUGACGACCCACGUAUGGAGUCACAUCCUUUUUUUCCAAAGACCGUUGGAUAUAAACAACCGGUACCAGCCCCAGCCCCAGCCCCGGCACCAGCACCAGCGCCAGUGUUGGCACCGGCACCAACACCAGCAUCAGCACCAGUGUUGGCACCGGCACCGGCAAAAUUACAAGCACGCUCCCCAGUGGCAUCCCCAGCUCCCACACGAAUGUCGGUUCCACCGAUUGACUCACUUCCUCGUCCGGAUGGUACUCACAAUCUCGUUGUUCCUGGCACCAUGCCCGACAAGGGCAAACGGACCGACCGAGGGACUCGGAGAUCCCGUGAGGACAGCACAGAUGUCGAGUCAGGGCGGAAAAAACUCAAGGUCUCGAAGUGUUUGUCCAAGGCUGUUAUCUCCGAUACCGAGGACGAGGACAGGCGGCCGACCGGGACAAUCAUAGUGAAGCGGCCCAAGAUCAUUGAACCAUCACCGGCAGCGCUGCCAAAAGCAAAGGGUAAUACGAAGUCGGUCAAGCAGCCGCAAGCCGAUCCUAAGAUUGGCCGAGCCCAGCCACAUGGCAAAGGAAACGAGAAGGUUGUGGACAUCGCCGAACCUACGAGAGGGCGUGGGCCACUGAAGGCCAAUACUGACGAGUACACUCCACCGUGCACAAGAUGCACUGGCGAGCCUUGUCUUGUGGUGGUCGGCAGGAAGGGGCAGGCGAUGAAGUCCUGUGCCAAGUGCCACUUCCAGAAGGCGACAAAGUCACACCAUCCUCGGUCAAAGGCCGCACCCGCAUCCAAAUCCAAGGCUCAAUCCCGGACAACCAGAGCAACCUCGCGGGUACGUCCACCCACACCUAUCAUAGAAUCCGAGGAUGCUGUUGAGGAUACGGAUGAGUCUGCUACCGGUUCCGAUGAUGCCGAUAUGGAACCUGACACCGACGCUGAACGGCAGAUCGACAUCGCCACCGAGAUGUCGGUUGAUCCUGAAGAUGAAAUCAUGGCUGACCGACCUGCGGACAUGGCUUCUGCGGCCGACUUCCCCGCCGAACAUUGGCUGGAGCCCACUGAGGAAGCGCCCGUUACCAUUCCCCCACCAACUCCUGCGGCCGACCCCCUUUCCCUUUCUUCAUCACCUUCGUCACCUACCAUCCUCGAACGCCUGCUUGCCCUGACUACUCAGGUGAAUGCCAUGCAAUUGGCCGAUGAGCAUGCCCUUGCCAGGGUGAAUGCCAUGGAACAGGAGUUUGAUGCCCGCAUCUCCUCGAUGCGUGCCGAACUUUCCUCGAUGCAGCUUGAUGUCGGUGCCACCGUCACAUUGGUGAACGGACUUGUCGGCCUGGUCGAGAAGCUUCGGCAGGAACGAGUCGUCGCCAAUCCAUCAUUUCCACCACCAGCGCUCAGCCAUGCCAAUGAAUCAUCGGCCACUGCAUUCGGCAUGAGGUACUUGAACGGUGUGUUCGGCCCUUCGGUUGCUCCCAUGCCUCUGUCUGUUGGAGUCGGUCAAUCCUCGGCCUCGGCCUCGCGCCCUUCCGGUCGUCCUGAAGCGCAGGGUGGGACUUCAACAUAUGAAUAA
Molecule: messenger RNA, 1821 nt
Organism: Suillus discolor
Lineage: Eukaryota; Fungi; Basidiomycota; Agaricomycetes; Boletales; Suillaceae
Exons: 9
Coding region: 1-1821 (606 amino acids)
Source: RefSeq, a predicted model, not a curated record